Molecule: messenger RNA, 1761 nt
Organism: Colletotrichum higginsianum IMI 349063
Lineage: Eukaryota; Fungi; Ascomycota; Sordariomycetes; Glomerellales; Glomerellaceae
Product: Cofactor FMO1 FAD enzyme
Exons: 2
Coding region: 1-1761 (586 amino acids)
Molecular function (GO): flavin adenine dinucleotide binding; NADP binding
Source: RefSeq, a predicted model, not a curated record
AUGGCGCCUACCAUCGCGACCCUCAUCAUCGGCGCCGGGCCCAGCGGCCUCUGCGCCGCCAAGACGCUGCUCCAGCACGACCCGGCGGCCGAGAUGCUCAUCGUCGACGGCCGCCCGUCCGUCGGCGGCGUCUGGUCCAAGGAGACCAUCUACCCGAACCUCAAGACCAACAACUUCGUCACGGGCAUCGACUUCUCCGACUUCCCCAUGGACUACGAGCGGUUCGGGCUCAAGAUGUACCAGCACGUGCCCGGCUGGGUGAUGCACGAGUACCUGACCGAGUACGCCAAGCACUUUGGCGUCUGGGACAAGAUCCGGCUGAACACGCGCGUCAUCCGCGUCACGCGCCCCGAGGACGGCGGCGAGUGGAGGGUCGAAGUCGAGGAGAAGGACGGCGUGGCGAGGACCAUAACCUGCGCCCGCCUCAUCGUCGCGACGGGCGUCCUCACCGUCCCCCACGUGCCCGACUUCGCCGGGUCCGGGACCUUCGCGGCGCCCAUCAUCCACUCGUCGGACCUCGGCCCCCGCGCCGACCUCUUCGCGUCCCCGGACAUCACGACGGUGGCGGUUCUCGGCGGCAGCAAGUCCGCCUACGACGCCGUCCACCUGGCGGCGUCGACGGGCCACAAGGUCCGCUGGGUGAUCCGCCGCUCCGGGCGCGGGCCCGUGUGGGUGGCGCCCGGGUUCACGCAGCUCGGCCCCUUCAAGGUGUGGCGCGAGCGGCUCGUCACGCGGCGCAUCUGCGCCUUCAUGUCGCCGUGGCUGUUCCCGGACUUCUCCGGCCUCGAGUGCGUGCGCCGGUUCCUGCACGAGAGCGCCGUCGGGAGGGUCGUCAGCCGGGCCUUCUGGGGGCUGAUCCGGCACGACACCAUCAACGACUGCGGGUACCAGACGGACGAAAGGACCAAGGUGCUGCAGCCCGAGCAGAACCAGUUCUGGUACGGCACCGCGUCUGGCAUCCUCAGCUUUGACGACGACUUCUUCGAGUACGUCCGCAACGGCACGGUGCAGAUCCACCGCGAGGACGUCGACCACCUCUCGGAUCACCGAGUCCACCUCGGCGACGGCACGACCUUCGCCGCCGACUUGCUGGUCGCGUCGACGGGCUUCUCCUCGAAGCCGACCAUCGACUUCGAGCCCGCGUCGCUGCACUCGGACCUCGGCAUCCCGACGACGUCCCUGGGCCCCAAGCAGACGGCCUUCUGGGCCGACGCAGACGCCAAAGCGGACGCCGUCGUCGGCUCGCGGUUUCCGCGCCUCCUGGACGGGCCGUUCCAGAGCCCGACGUCGUCGAAGCCGCGGCCGUUCCACGCGGGAGCCUCGGGCGAGGUGCAGCACACGCCGUGGCGGCUGUACCGGGGCAUCGCGCCGCCCGGGCUCACGGCGCGCGACGACCGGUCGCUCGUGUUCAUCGGGGCCUUUAGCAACCUGGCCAACGUGAUGCGGCUCGAGGCGCAGUGCCUGUGGAUGCUGGCGUACUUUGAGGGCCGGGUGGCGGCGCUCGAGGCUGACAGGCGGGCCGGGCGGGUGUUUGAGGAGACGGCGGUGUUCCAGCGGUGGGCGCAGCACCGGGCGCCGUACGGGCACGGGCGGUGCUAUCCGGACCUCGUGUUCGACCAGUUGCCGUAUUGGGACAUGCUGCUCGGCGAUGUCGGGGUGGAGACGCGGCGCAAGGCCGGCGUGUGGGCCGAGCUGUUUGAGAGCUACACGCCGGUGGACUACCGCGGGAUCGUGGACGAGUGGAUCACGCAGAAUCGGUGA